Archocentrus centrarchus (flier cichlid) is the source of this 6041-nucleotide messenger RNA. It is a transcript of the gene nacc1b, whose product is annotated as nucleus accumbens associated 1, BEN and BTB (POZ) domain containing b. The record is from RefSeq and is a predicted model, not a curated record. Gene Ontology annotation, biological process: regulation of transcription by RNA polymerase II. Gene Ontology annotation, molecular function: DNA-binding transcription factor activity, RNA polymerase II-specific; RNA polymerase II cis-regulatory region sequence-specific DNA binding; protein binding. Bases 209 to 1990 code for a protein of 593 amino acids. NCBI's taxonomy places the organism in Eukaryota, Metazoa, Chordata, Actinopteri, Cichliformes, Cichlidae. The transcript has 9 exons.
GCUGAAUGCACGCACACACCGGCCCGGGCCAGUUGAGGACUCCCAAAUCCUACCGGGCAUCGAGGCUGGCACACGGCGGGGCACCGAGAGCUCUCUGCCCGCUCUGACUGCCCUGCUGCACCGCUGGUUGGCGUGCUCUUUCUCUCUGAGGCGUCCGCCAGCGAGACUCUGCGAGACUUUCAUACCCUGUGGUGCUGGGCAGAGCGUUAUGGCUCAGACGCUGCAGAUGGCGAUCCCUAACUUUGGCAACAAUGUCCUGGAGUGUCUGAACGAGCAGCGGCUGCAGGGCCUCUACUGUGAUGUCUCCGUGGUUGUCAAGGGACAUGCCUUCAAGGCCCACCGUGCAGUGCUGGCAGCCAGCAGCUCCUACUUCCGGGACCUGUUCAAUGCUGGGGGGAAGAGCUCGGUGGUGGAGCUACCCCCGGCCGUGCAGCCCCAGAGCUUCCAGCAGAUCCUGGCCUUCUGCUACACGGGGCGCCUCAGCAUGAAUGUUGGAGACCAGUUUCUGCUCAUGUACACCGCCGGCUUCCUCCAGAUCCAACAGAUCAUGGAGAAAGGCACAGAGUUUUUCCUCAAGGUCUCCUCUCCAAGCUGUGACUCCCAGGGUCUCCAUACUGAGGAGACCCCACCCUCCGAGCCUCAGAGUCCCGUCACUCAAACAGUGGGAGCAGGCGGGGUCGGCAUUGGUGCUGUCACUGUAGGGAGGCCCGCCUCUUGUCUGACGCCCCUUCCCCUUGUGUCCAAGGUGAAGACUGAACAGACAGCCACAACACCUCAGCCAGUGCCACAGCCACAGCAGCCGGAGGGCUCUCCCUACUCUGUGGUCUGCACCCCUGUGGCCAAGCGGCUAUGGGAGGGGGGUAACCGUGAUGGAGGAGGGGGGUCUGGAGGGGGUGGGGGAGGUGGGAUGAGGAAGGCUGCACGCUACUCUUCGUCCUCCUCUUCCUCGUCCUCUUCCAAUACAGUAAACCAGGAUGCCAUUGGCCGCGGACCCACUGCUAACGCUUCUGUGGUGGGCAGUGGAGGCACCACUUUAGUGGGAGGAGCUGGACUCAACAGUAACCACAACAACAAUAACAACAACGGCGGGACCCCCGAGGGCACGAGCCCGGGCACCCUGAGCAUGUACACCAGCGACUCGCCCAUCAGUUACCACGACGAUGAGGAGGAGGAUGAUAUAGCAGAUGAGACUGAAGAGCAAUACAGACAGAUCUGCAACAUGUACACCAUGUACAGCAUGCUGAACGCCGGAGCAGCAGUUGUUGGGGAGCGGGUCGAGGCUCUACCAGACUUGGCCCCAGACUCAGGGGGCGGGCGGGGAGGCAGAGGGGGGCGGUCUCGGCAGGACCUGGCAUCGCUGCCCGCCGAGCUCAUUAGCCAGAUCGGUAACCGCUGCCACCCGAAGCUGUACGAGGAAGGAGACCCGGCUGAGAAGCUGGAACUGGUGAGCGGGACCUCUGUGUUCAUCUCCCGCGCCCAGCUCAUGAACUGCCACGUCAGCGCUGGCACCCGCCACAAAGUGCUGCUCAGACGCCUGCUGGCUGCAUUCUUCGACAGGAGCACUCUGGCUAACAGCUGUGGAACAGGCAUCCGCUCCUCAACUAACGACCCCAGUCGUAAACCUCUGGACAACAGAGUGCUGCACGCUGUCAAAUUCUACUGCCAGAACUUCGCGCCGAGCUUCAAGGAGAGUGAAAUGAACGCCAUUGCGGCUGACAUGUGCACCAAUGCCCGUCGCGUCGUCCGCAAGAGCUGGAUCCCCAAACUUAAACUGCUGAUGGCCGACAGCGACGCCUACUCCGCUUUCCUGGCUGACAGCGUGAAGAUGGAGGCUGACGCGUUGGGGACAGACCACGGUUUUGACCCCGCCUCACUGGAAGCUGUGGCUGCAGCAGCAGCAGCAGCCACCAACAACAGCGAAGCGGGAAGCGGAGCCACGCCAGCAGAUGGCCUGCAGGGGACAGGAGGAGAUAGCAGCACUUUGUUUUGACCCAGAAUGAAUCACUGCAGUUUGUUCCUGAAUGCUCUUCUUGUGGAGAGAGAUGGAAAGACAUGGAGAAAGGUAGCAGAGGGAGGUUCCCCCCCAGUUCCUUAUCCUUCUGCAACCUUUAGAGACCUGAUUGUUUCAGCCUUUAUUUUUUAUGUUUUUAAGAGUGUGUACUGUCACUAAAGCCCUUUUCUUAUCAUAAUCAAUCAUAAACAUUCCCUGGGGGAGGGGGGCAGGGAGGGGUAAUCCUGUUUGGAGAAGGUGACAGUUCCUUCUCCAAGCUUCGGUAACACUGUUGUUUUGAUAUUGAAUGUAUGCGUGGUGAAGCAUUCGAAAUGCAGCUGAGUGAGCUUGUGCCGAGCCCUUUUUGGUUUAGUUUUUUUUUUGUUUUGCUUUAUUUCAUCUGCCAGAUGAAAGCUUCUCUGAGAGCACGGGCUUGGUGAGGUCAGGAGUUGAAAUGAAUAUUAAUAUGUAUAUUGGCAUGGUUUAUGAUCUCCUCGACCUCAGCCUGCUCUUUAACCCCUGCUAGGCAUGCUGGGAGGCUUACCUACUGGUCUUUAUAGAAAUGCUCUGACUUGGACAGCAGCAUUUUGAUUGGCUGGUGAGUGAUUUGUUAGCUGGUUUAGUGGCUAAUCAGAAACCUUCACCCCCCCCAACCUUCCCCAUUUUUGACCGUUAAACUCUUAAAAAAAAAUAUCAGUUUACUUUUUCUGUGUUAAUUUUUUCCUUUGUGUGUGACGUUUGCCAAGACUCCUGAAAGAGAGGAAACUUGUUACCGAUGAUUGUCAAAGAGUUUGCGUGUGAUAAAUGCACUGUUAUUUCCUGCGGUAUGAGUACAAUCGAACUAAGUUUUUCUAUGUAUCAGAAUGAGAAAAGGGGGGUGGCUUUAUUUAAAAAACAGGCAAAAAAGAGAAAAAUAAUACAAGCUGGAAUCCAAUUUCUAAGUUUGUUUAGCUCCCAUUUUUUUUAAAAAUCAGAAUGAAAGUCGAGAAUUGUCUUAAAGCGAGUUUCUGCCUGUGAGCUUAGUGACAUAUUGAGUGUGUUUGCGUGCGUCUGUGUGUGUGUGGUGGUCUUUUCAUGUCAGCUCAUGUUUAAAUUGAUUUCCCUGAGAAUAUUAACAGAAUCAGCUUCCUCAGGCUCUGCCGCCUGGAUGUGUCCUCGCCUGGCAUAAAUAAAGGUGCUAAUUCAGGCAGCGGUACAUGGCGAGGAAUAUGGCUCUGUGCGUAUGUGUAGGUGUGUGGUUGAAUGGCGGCACAGUUUGCAUCGGUGCUGCAGCAGAGUGUGAGAGAGAGAGAGAGAGAGGCAGGCCAGACUGAGUGUUUCACACACGCUUGGGCGAUCCAUUCACCCAUCACUGCAGUGAGCACACAUACAUGCGCUAAUACGCAUUUGGGGGCUGUCAGCUGCAUCAGGUACAGUACACCAGAGCGAUGUGGGAAUUAAAGGGGAAUUGCAUCGAAGCAUGCCUUACAUCACGUGUAAGCAAUCAGCUCAAAUACAUGUUGUGUUUAAGGAGGAUGCAGCAGAAGUGUCGCUGCACUGACUCCAGAGUUCUGCGUGUUUAAAAGUUAAAUUCCUGCUUUUAUAAGUGCUUUAUAAAGUGGCAAAAAGAAAGCUGCUAAAUGAUAGAAAUCAGAGAAAAACGUUGGCAUAGAAACAACCCUGAAAGUCGUCACAGUCAUGUUUACUUUUGGCACUUGCGUGUGUGAAUGGUAGCUUUCAAGAAAAAAAAAAGAACAAAAGUGCAGAAGUAGUUUUUUUUUUUCUUUUUAGAAAAAAAAAAACUGGCCUUCAUCUUUGGCAGUACAGCUGAAUGCAGUCAUCAAGAAAACCCUGGAGAGGGCUUUCUGCUCUUGUUCAGGUUGAGGUUGAAUGCAGGUCCAGACGAACUUCUGAUUUAGUCCCACUAAAUCAUCAAUCAUCAAUGCCAUUGUGAUGCUUCAAAUGGAUGUUCAGUCUGUUUUUACACCAGCUUUUAAUUUCAGUCUUCUAAUCUUGUUCAAUUCAAAAGAGUGGCAAUUGAUAACCAAUAACUAGAGCUUGACUGAUAUAUUGGUUGGCCAAUAUUGGCCUGACAGCUGUAUAUGUAACUCCAUAUAUGCUGUUACUCCUUAUUUUGACUGGCUCUGUAGUGUAGUGGUUUACCAAUUUGCCUAACAAGCAAAGGAUACCCAGUUCAGUCUUGGGAGGAGACACAAAUCCCUUGGGGGUUGCGUCAGGAGGGGCAUCCGGCGUAGAAAUUGUCCAAAUCAAAUAUUCGGAGCCACCAGCUGUGGUGACCCCAUGUGACUACGGGAGCAGCUGAAAGUAGCUUUGCUCCUUAUUUUUGCAGAAGAGGAAAAACUUCCUUAAUAAAGCAGUUUAGAAAUAGUGUUUUUGCAUAGUUUAUUCAACAGAGCGGCCUGGACUCUAUUGUUUACAAUAUUCUUGGUACUCUCCAAGUACAGAGUAGCAUCACAGCUGAGCAGAUGGUGGCGUGGAAUCGAGCAGUACCUUCUAGUUAAGUUGAUAACUAGUUUGUGAAAUAUAUUUUUAUAUCAUGCAGAGCACAGACUUUGGAUGGUUGCUGUGGGGUUGCUGAGAGAUGUUCCUCACUGAGUGGAGUUCUCGUGGGAGAGAAAGAUCUGUGAUUCUGAAGUAGCCCUUCACUAUGAAGACUGAAAAAGUACUGAUACUGUGUGUGGAGUGGUGCUGACAAGAGACGGGUGAGGUGAAAUCAUAUUAAUGGAGUGGUCAGUAUCACAUUACUCUAAGUUUAAUCAAAGCUUGCCAACAAUUGUUAAACCAAACCUAAUGAGAGUGAAAGAGGAGCUUUUUAUUUGAGGCAAAGAUAAGUCAAAGUUAAGAGUAGCAGGCUUCCAAACACAGACUGAUUAAGACUUCAGCUGGAUGGAUCAGCUCCAUAGAUCAGCCCGCUGUCACUGACAGGAUCAGACCAAUAUCAGACCCAAAUAUCAGAUUCUUGCAUCCCUUAUAUCUCAAUUUUCAUUGUUCCCAAAAAACCAGUAUAGUCAGGCUCUACUAAAAUCUUUUUUUCCACUUUAAAUAUAUUAUUUCCCCUUUUUAAGUUUCCAUUUUCUCGUGUGUUAAACACAUUGUUGCAUUGGGAUUCUGUUGCUUUAUAUUUUCCACUGUGAAACUGGAUUUUUUUUGAGCAUGCCAAAACCCAAACAAGACACACACUUUAUUUAUUUUUUGUAAUCAACUAGACAUUUUACACCUGAGCAUCAUUCAGAUUCUUAAAGAUUAUGUGGCCUGUGUUUUAAUGACAGAAGAAACCUGAGGCACCUUAAUGCUAGCGAGGCAUCAGAAGUGGGCAAGCGGAGACAUUUGAACUGUUUAAUAUCAUUGUCACAGUUUCAUAUUGCUGUUGUGGCUCUACCUGCCACCCACACACUCACUCACACACGCAAAGAGUCUGUAGUUAGAACGUCUCUUAAGCAAAAUACAGAAACAGUGCCGAACAAAAUCUGAGUGUCAAACCAACCCAGUAAAGAACCAAAAACAAACAAAAAAAUGUGUUGAAUCGAACCCAUUUUUAUAGAUCAGUGUUAUAAAAAAAUUGCCUGCUUUUUACAAUCUGUUUUUUGAAAAAAAGAUGUUUACAUGUUUGUUUUUUUAUAUACAUAUUUACAUGUAAAUCACCUUUUUUUAUUUCUUUUUUUUUUUAAAGGCUAUCAGUCAAAGAACCCUUAGUCCUCAGACAAGCACCUGAAGGCCAAGAGGGGUAAGUGGGGAGGUGCCUUACCCCACCCUCUAUUCUGGAGCACAUGGUACGAUCCGCAGAGACUUUACCAAGUUCAUUAUGUGAGGACAGAACAAGUGUGUGACAUAAAGAAAGAAACAAAAGUUAAAGAGACUGUGAGAGGGCAUGCAGGAAGGCUGGGGAGAAAAUAGGAGACAGUUUGCACUUUUUUGUUGUGUUUUGUUUUUGUCCCCCCUCCUCGUUUCCAGCGCUUUGUGUAAAAGCACUGCCUUAAAUGAGGGAAUCAAAAAAUCUGGGUGAGAUGGAGAGGGAAGAAGAGGACAGUCUAAGCCUCUGUAGAGAGGAGGG